GCGCACAUACAGAAUGCUGGCCAAAGUGCAUGUGAGCUGUAUCAUGCGGCGUGCAGAGCGUGUUCCUCUUUUUGUCCUCAUCUCCCCUUCUUGCCUUUCCUCUUCAUUUGUCAUCUAUACUGGCUGAAUACAGUGGAUGAUCCUGUGGGACUGCAAACACUGUAAUCCCAUUGUAAUCCAGGUGUGACUGGUCUGUAGCCAAGCUGAACUGUAGCAGUGCAAUGAUGGCAGAAGGAUGUGAAUUUGACCUGAACUACAUCACAGAACGCAUCAUUGCUGUAUCCUUCAAUCAGACAUGCCCAGAGAAGACCUACCUGCACAACUUACGCAACAUCACACAGAUGUUGCAGUCCAAACACUCAGACAAUUACAUGGUUAUUAACCUCUCGGAGCCCAGGGAAGAGCUAAGGAGGAUAAACGUCAGGGUACUGGAUGUUGGCUGGCCUGAACAGCAUGCUCCAUCCCUACAUCUACUGUGUUCUAUGUGUAAAAGCAUCGAGAACUGGCUCAGCACUCAUAGCGAGCAUGUCCUCCUGCUACACUGCACGGGUACAAAAGACCGGAUAGGAGUAGUCAUUUCAUCCUACAUCAACCUCCCUAGCAUCUCGAGCAGCGAAGAGAAGGCUUUAGACUGCUACACCAUGAAACGGUUCUACAGUGAUAAGAUGGCUUCCCUUAUGACUCCUUCUCAGAAAAGGUAUGUGCAGAUGUUUGGCAAGCUCCUGGCCCAUCAGAUAAAGAUAAACUCCUCUCCUCUCCUCUUCCACUGCAUCUCUCUGAAGCACAUGCCAAAUCUGCACCCCACAGUAUGUGGACUGUUUGUGAGAGUAUACCAAGACAUGCAGCUGGUUUGCACAACAGGAAUACAUCAGGUCUCUGUGGGGAAGACAGACAAAGUGUAUUUCGCACUGGAACCACCACAGCUUCUCAAAGGGGACAUUCUGAUUGUAUGCUAUUAUAAGAACAUUGCAAAGAGGAGCAGAGAGGCUGUGUUUCGCAUACAGUUCCACACAGGCACUCUUCAAGGACACCCUUCAGUCUUCCACAAAAAGGACCUUGAUCUUGCAAACAAAGAUCCCAGAUUUCCAGAAGAAGGAGAGGUGGAGGUAGUUUUCUCAGAAAAUAUGGCAAAAAUUCCAGGUUUUCCACAAGGUAGUGUUGGCUGGAAGAACAGCUCUGCAGUUAUCAUUGACUACGACACUCUGGAUCCUCUAGUCCACUGGGACUCUUAUGAGAACAUUACAGCAAGAGCUCAGCUGACUGAAAGCACACUGUCCUCCGUAAGCAGUGAUUCUGGGCUCUCCACUAACUCGCUGUGGACCGGAGCAGCAGGCACUGGGCUCCAGAGCCAAGUCCAGAAAGCCACUCUUAGGGGCAGCAUGGCAGGAGAGCAGCCUCGUGUGCAUGUCCUAACCUCUGAAAUUGCAGUCACAAGUGACAGAGAUGAGAGAACAACAGGGGAAAUUUUUCAUCAUAUAGACCCUGCUUUUCACAUGAAUGGUAAAAUCAUGAGUGCGCAACGAGAAACCCAUAUCCUAGAUGAUGAGGAUGAGCAAACAUCUUCUGCUAUAGUGUCAGACUCUAAAGAAACAGGCCUUAAACUUCCUGUUUUGAGUAGACAUGAGUACUCGGCCCAGUCAGAAGAUGCUGGAGAUGGGGUGCACCCGGAUGACACACGGACUCACACUCGCACAUCGCCUAGCAGUGAUCAGACACACAUAUGGGUGAAGCAGCAACAGCUAGUCUCUGCUGAUUCUUACAUGUACACCAUGCCAGAUAGACUGGAACAGAAGGUGGAAUCAGGGAUUAAAAAUGACUCUCUGGAGGCGGAACCAGCGGCAGACAAGGAUGACGAAUUCGCUUCCCUCGCCUUGGAUAUUGACCAAUCAAUUGAGCAGCUGAACCAAUUGAUCCUAGACCUGGACCCAGAAUUUGAACCUGUACCCACACUGGCUAGGGGUCACAUGAUCUGCUCAACCUCUGUGCGCACUAAUGGAGUUGGACCCUUAGUUGGCCAAGCAAAAUCCAGCCAAUCAGGCUGGAGAAAUAAGCUGAUUACUAAUGCCACUAAUGAUCCUGCAUCCAGGUGCAGUGAUGGUGAUUUUUUACAGCCGUUAUCAAAGCCUGCUGUCUGCAAAUCAUUGGAGUAUGGUAGUGACACAGUGGAAUAUGGGGAAUUCAGUCCUGAGAAUGACAGUCUGUUAUGGGUGGAUCUGAACCAAUCUCCACUGACACCUGCAUUUCCUGUGACACCUCCUACACCUUACAUGAAGAGUGUGUAUGACUUUUCCCACGUGAGUCUCAGCUCUCAGCCUGGCCCACAGCACCUGCUCUCAAGGACACAGCAAGAAUCACGGGGAUAUAUGGAUAAUAUGACACACUCUUCUGUGUCAUCAGAUGGAGACCUGUUUCACUCCGAAGUAACAUCGAGGUCCGCCCCCUGCCAGAGAGGGUUUGGCUCCAUGCGCUCAGUGAGCACCUCAAGUCCACUCCCCAACAUUGACAGCCCCGUUCCAGCACAUUCGUGGUUAGAGAGUGGUUCUAACACCCCCCUGAGCUUCUACACACCCCAGCCUUCACCUCCACUCUCACUUUCCACCCCUAACGCCCACAGCUCCCCUCGUGCCCUGCCAUCCCGUCUUGAUGUAGGGAACUUGGAGCUUAGUCUACUGGAAGCAAUGGAGGGUCUGGAGUCUCUGGGCUUAAAUGGAACGCAGCCGCCGCUGUUACCUCAAAAGAGGAGAGGGAUGGAUGGAAGAGAGCUAUCCCUGAACUCGCCACUCAGCCUAAGUGGAGGUUCCAAUAAUAAUGGGUCACCUCCAGCAUCUUCUCCUAGUCCAGAUUCAUUUUCCAGUAAAGCUGACAACGUGAAAUUUGUUCAAGACACAUCAAAGUUCUGGUAUAAGCCGGAUAUCUCUAGAGAGCAGGCCAUCACAGUGCUGAAGGAUAAAGAGCCCGGCGCCUUCAUCGUCAGAGACAGUCACUCAUUCAGAGGAGCGUAUGGACUGGCCAUGAAGGUGGCCACGCCCCCGCCUUCCGUCCUACAGCAGAGCAAGAAAGUGGGGGAUCUGACCAGUGAGCUUGUACGUCACUUCCUGAUCGAGUGCACACAGAAAGGAGUGAGGCUGAAGGGCUGCCCAAACGAACCCUACUUCGGAAGCUUGACAGCUCUCGUGUGCCAACAUUCCAUCACACCACUGGCCUUGCCCUGCAAACUAAUCAUCCCAGACAGAGACCCUCUGGAAGAGCUGAAUGAGUCUCAAGGACAGACUUCUACAAACUCAGCCACCGAGUUACUGAAACAAGGAGCAGCGUGUAAUGUGUGGUUCCUGGGCAGUGUGGAGCUGGAGUCUCUGACAGGUGUACAGGCAGUACAAAAGGCCACCACAGUGAGUCUUAGUCAGGAUCCUCCAGCCACCUCCACUAUCGUUCACUUCAAAGUGUCUGCACAGGGCAUCACGCUUACAGAUAACCAGAGGAAAUUGUUCUUCAGGAGACAUUAUCCUGUCAACACAGUCAUAUUCUGUGCCCUGGACCCUCAGGACAGAAAAUGGACAAGAGAUGGCUGUUUGGAUGCAAAGAUGUUCGGCUUUGUAGCGAGGAAGAGUGGGAGCAGCACAGGGAACGUGUGUCACCUUUUCGCAGAGCAUGACCCCGAGCAGCCGGCCAGUGCUAUCGUCAACUUCGUCUCCAAGGUGAUGAUUGGCUCCCAGAAGGCCAAAUAAAUCAAACGUACCCUUUUUUUCAGCCAUUUUCAUAUUCCACUCUGGAUUGAGAGGCAUAUGGCAGCUGUUUUCUUCAAACUUGUGGACAUGUGGAUGGGUGUCACCAACAAAAAUCAACAUUUUGUACCUGUAUGGGGACAUCAAAACUACUGCGAACUAUUAAAGACUACAAAAAGACUAUUGAGGACUAGAGCAUGGCCUUUGCUCAGAGUAACAAGUUCUUUAAAUGAGCACACAGUCGAGCUUCAUGGCCUUGAACUCAUCACAGGCUGCUUUUGCCUUUUAUACCGAUCAUCCAAUAGAGGGAGUCCCAUCAUCUCAGCUUAAAAUAACUUUAAAUUACCGGCUGUGUCCGUUGCGAAAAGAAGCACCAUGUGAUCUACAUACCAGAGUUACAGUCUGUACUGUGCAGAGUCUGCAAGUUGUGUGAGAAUGCUUUCCCAACUCCUUUUCCAGUAAGCCUCGAUUUGAAAGCCAUUCAUCAAAUCCUUAAAACAUUUCUCAGCACUAUUCUCGGUGAAUUCACAGUGCCAUGCAUCAAACUUCAGUAAACUGCGCUGCUUCUUGAAUUAAAUAGAACUGUCAAGUCCAAUAACUGUUAUUGAAUCAUUAUUUUUGCUCUGCAAAAAGGUAAUUCACUCUGAUAAACAUGUCUAAAAGAUAAUGUUUUUCGAUUAUACAUUUGACGGAUAAUUUGGGCUGCUAAAUGAGUCAAACUGUUUGAUACCCAUUGAAAAUGUAGUGCUUACAGCGGCUUGAACAGCCUCUACAUUUUUACAAAUCCUCUCUGUUACUGCCAUAAAUUACAUAUUAAAUGUUUUAAUUUUUAAUAUUUAAAUCCUGAUAUUAAUAAUUAGUGGCAUUUGGCAUAUUCUACUGGUAAAAUAUGUAUCAUAUGCAUCAUAGCUCAUAUUUUGUGUAUGCUUCUUUUAUAUUCAUCAGUGCUUGAUUAUAAUUUGUCCAUAGAAACAUUUGAUCACUAAAUCAAUCAUUUUGUGAGUUGGCCAGCUUUUUCUAUUGAGUAUUGACUAUUUUUAUAAUCAAUUUACCAACCUAGUAAGACUCACGAUGAAUCAUAUUUAAUGUAAGUGCACAUAUUUAUUUUCAGCAUAAAGCAUUUAUUACGUUGCAUUACAAUCUGUUUAGAAAAUCUGUGUAUUCAUCUCAUAAAGCAUAUCAAUUAAUCCACCAAUCUGAAGGAUGUAUUGCUUGUCACUGAAUUUCUCUGCAAAAAUGAAACUGCCUUUUCCUCUUCCACUGCUAGAUGACCAGAUAUCCAGUACAUUAUUUAUAACUGAGAACUUAUAGUGCAGGUUUCAUAUAUAAUUUUCAUAUUUGCUCAGCUUUCUUCUUCAACAUAUAGUGCUCCUGUAUAUCGAAGACUUUCAGUGUAUGUCACUUUCACAUGUAGCUUCUGCCAUCUUUCAAUAUUUUUUCCCCUCUCAAUGAAGAAGCUAAUGAAUAAUUAUUAAUUAUUUUUAGCAACAUGAUUAAUUCUUGGUUCUUACAGUCUGGUUAAGUCAUCCCCCACUGCAUAAUACAGUGAUGAUGAUGAUGAUGAUGAUAAUUUCUAUUGCUGCUUACCAGGUCAGUACUUGCCAUUUAGUAUUUGUAUACGCAAUACAAGUAUAAGCAAAUUGUUUCAUAUAAAAUGUAAGUGUACUGACUUUAAACAGCUCCUAAUUAACAUAUUCCAUAAAUAAAAUUGCAAGAUGCUUCAUGUAGAACAGAUCCAGAACUUAGACCCCAGGUUUCUACACAUACACAUUUUUUCAGUAUGAAGGAAUGGCAAAUACUUUCACAGUUUUAUUUCAUCUCUUUCAUUUGUAAUUUUUCACUCUCUCUCUCUCGCUCUGAUAACUUCCAUUCAGGUGUAUUUGGUGUAAAUGAUGUAUAGAUAUGACUGCAUCCUACAUGCUUAUAUAAUAAAAGCAACUUCUGCAA
Messenger RNA from Pangasianodon hypophthalmus (striped catfish), 5669 nucleotides. It is a transcript of the gene tns3.2, whose product is annotated as tensin-3. Gene Ontology annotation, molecular function: protein binding. Bases 222 to 3725 code for a protein of 1167 amino acids. The transcript has 28 exons. The record is from RefSeq and is a predicted model, not a curated record. NCBI's taxonomy places the organism in Eukaryota, Metazoa, Chordata, Actinopteri, Siluriformes, Pangasiidae.